CUACGGCAGACAAAAUAGACUCAAGUUUGCAAACUGAAAAAUAUGGAAUAUCUCCAACUGACCCUAACAAAGUAUCAAUUUUCAACAACCCAUAUAAAACGGCUGAAGAUAAUUUACACAACCCUACUUCAUUCUAUAACUCCAUGACGUCACGUCAUCUUGUAGUUGGAUCCAAGGCAAAAAAUAAUAAAAAUGAUGGUACUGGUGGUGUUACAAUACUGAUAAUAGGAUUAUGCCUGUGUAUUUUUGGAGGUUCAUCAUUAAUUUUUGUUAUCAUCUUCUUCGUUAUCAAAAAGAAGCAAGUUGCUAACUCGACACCAGUGAAAUCGGCUACUAAUCGUCAUUCUUCAAAUGCUACUGGAUUAGACUUCGAUAACCCAGCAUAUAAAAUAUACGUUUUGGAGGAAAUAGAUAAAGAGAGCACAACUGCGAAACACAUUUCAGAUGUUUUCAUUUCAGACAGCAAGUUGUGAAAGUUCAGAUUGUGGCUAGAGUGUAUAGCAAUUUUAUUUCUUAGGCAAUAGCUCCAUUAAAAUUAUCUGAUGAUAAACUGGCUGGUCAAAUGGUUUCUCCUCAAUUUACAAGCAAAACAAUGUUAUUCUAUGAACAGCCAAUGCAAGGAACCUGAACAAACAAUACAAACAAACAAUAGGAACAUUCGAAUCUUCAAUUGAAAUUUAAUAUCUUGGCUAGGGCCUAUCGUA
Molecule: messenger RNA, 704 nt
Organism: Anneissia japonica
Lineage: Eukaryota; Metazoa; Echinodermata; Crinoidea; Comatulida; Comatulidae
Exons: 3
Coding region: 144-473 (109 amino acids)
Source: RefSeq, a predicted model, not a curated record